AUGUCGUGGCGGCAUCAUAUUGAUCUCUUGCUCUACCCAGACCCUAUUGCCAGCCGAUUGAUUCACUCUUAUCUCUCUUUCCCCACCUCUUUUCUCUCCACCUCUCUCUCUCUCUCUCUAUCUUCUCUCCACCUCUCUCUCUCUAUCUUCUCUCCACCUCUCUCUCUCUCUCUCUAUCUUCUCUCCACCUCUCUCUCUAUCUUCUCUCCACCUCUCUCUAUCUUCUCUCCACCUCUCUCUCUAUCUUCUCUCCUCUCUCUCUAUCUUCUCUCCACCUCUCUCUCUCUCUUCUCUCCACCUCUCUCUCUCUCUUCUCUCCACCUCUCUCUCUCUUCUCUCCACCCUCUCUCUCUCUUCUCUCUCCUCCUCUCUCUCUCUCUCUCCUCUCCACCUCUCUCUCUCUCCUCUCCACCUCUCUCUCUCCUCUCCACCUCUCUCUCUCUAUCUUCUCUCCACCUCUCUCUCUCUCUUUUUCUCUCCAACUCUCUCUAUCUUCUCUCUAUCUUCUCUCUCUCUCUAUCUUCUCUCCACCUCUCUCUAUCUUCUCUCCACCUCUCUCUAUCUUCUCUCCACCUCUCUCUUUCUUUCCUUUCCACAAUUUCUCUUUUCUCUCUCUCUCUCUCUCUCUCUAUAUAUAUAUAUUCUCUAACUCCCUCUAUUGUCUCUCAUUUCUCUCCAUCCUCUCUCCUUUCUCUCUACUAUUCUCUCCUCUCAUCUCUCUCUCUUUUCUUUCCUCUUUUUCACCCCCAUUUAUUCCCAUUCAUUCCUUCUUUUUUCUCCUUCUUCAGAUUAUUUUCUCUUUUCAUAUCGAUUUCAAUAACUCUCCAUUUAUUUGCCUCAUUCUAUUUCUCCAUACAGUGA
Messenger RNA from Acanthosepion pharaonis, 861 nucleotides. The record is from the annotation of a GenBank genome assembly. NCBI's taxonomy places the organism in Eukaryota, Metazoa, Mollusca, Cephalopoda, Sepiida, Sepiidae.